AUGUCCUCCGACAAUUUCUCGUCCCUCACUCCAUCUCGCCCCGCGCCCCCUCCCCCAGGGCCAUCGGGUGUGGCAGGGCAUCAUCCGAAGCCUGCCAAGGGCCCCCAAGCCAGCAUCUCUUCUACUUCCUAUUCGCCAUCCUUCUCAACCAUGGCCCCUACUGUAUCUCAGUCAACGAGUUUAACUGCGAUCGGGGUGCCCAAUACCACUUUCACCGGUACGGUCCGCUCGGGCCCGGUCAAUGUCAAAGAAGAUGGUCUCAGGGCUUUCAUGUGGAGUAAAAGGUGGCUAGUGUUGGGCAACACUGAUCUCCGUAUCUACAAGAAUCAGAGCUCUUUUUCACCCCUCCUCAGCAUACCCUUGAAGGACGUUCAGGACAUUCAACGCGUCGACCUCAAACCUUUUUGUGUCGAGAUUGAGACAAAUGAUAGGCUUCUUUAUCUCGCUAUGCGCUCCGAUGAUGAUGUCUAUAAUUGGAUGGAUGACAUCUACAACCGGUCUCCCAAGCUUGGUGUCUCUUUACCCAUGAACUUUGUCCAUCAAGUACAUGUAGGGUUCGAUCCAAGAUCUGGAGGUUUCACGGGACUUCCACCUCAAUGGUCAAAGCUUCUCACCUCAUCUGCUAUCACAAAGGAGGAGGCGGCGAGGAACCCGGAAGCGGUGCUGGAUGUUCUGCAGUUCUAUACGCAACAACAAGCAUCCCAACAACCCCACGAACGACCGACGCCGUCAGCAUACAGUGCCCAACCCUCUGUCGUUCCUGUCGUUCCGUCACCUGAUGCCGAUGAUCACAACAAAAGUCACGGUAGUGAACGAGUGCAAGUCGGACAUCAGGCAAUGAACUCUUUACUUGAAACUCAGCCCGUUACGACUACAAGCUCUCAUACUGCCUAUCAAUCGAAGCAUUCUACAGAACAAACCGUUUCCAAGCUUCAAUUCCGAAAGACCAGUCAGCCGAGUGUCGGCCUCACUUCCGACUCCGAGCCGAAAGCUCUGGCGCCAAAUCUGACAACACCUGAUCGUCCCGAAAAGAGAAUCAGCACCAUGUCUGAAGCUCAAAUAAUGGUGAAGCUUCGCUCCGUGGUCAGUCAAGGGGAUCCUGGGCAACUCUAUGCCAAAAUCAAGAAGGUGGGACAAGGCGCCUCGGGUAUGGUCUUCGUUGCAAAAGUUCUUUCCAACGGUUCCAAAGUGGCCAUCAAGCAGAUGGACUUGUCGCAGCAACCUCGCAAAGAACUCAUAGUCAAUGAGAUCAUUGUGAUGAAAGAAUCGCAACAUCCCAAUGUUGUCAACUUCCUAGACUCUUUCCUUGUAAGGGGCACCGAGCUAUGGGUCGUCAUGGAGUUCAUGGAGGGCGGGGCUUUAACGGAUGUAAUCGAGAACAACAAGUUGACCGAGGAUCAAAUAGCAGCCAUCUGCCUGGAGACUUGCCGCGGUCUGCAACAUCUUCACUCGCGUGCUAUCAUCCAUCGUGAUAUCAAAUCGGACAAUUUGCUCAUGAACAGCCUUGGCCAAGUCAAAAUCACGGAUUUUGGAUUCUGCGCUAAGCUUACCGAUCAAAAGUCCAAGCGUGCGACCAUGGUUGGCACACCUUACUGGAUGGCACCGGAAGUCGUGAAACAGAAAGAGUAUGGCGCCAAAGUGGACAUCUGGUCGCUAGGGAUCAUGGCGAUCGAAAUGGUUGAGAAUGAGCCCCCCUACCUUGAUGAGGAACCCUUGAAAGCCCUUUAUCUUAUCGCUACUAACGGCACGCCAACUUUGAAGACGCCAGAGAAAUUGAGCCAGGAUUUGAAGCAUUUUCUCAGUGUGUGUCUUUGUGUGGAUGUUGCUUUCCGUGCAACCUCGAACGAGCUUCUGAGGCACUCAUUCUUGACCCAUGCUUGUCCAGCGAGGGAUUUGGCGCCUCUACUCGGCUUCAAAGAGACUCUCUCUGGAUCAAGGUAG
Cryptococcus amylolentus CBS 6039 is the source of this 1941-nucleotide messenger RNA. RefSeq lists its product as hypothetical. The coding region runs from base 1 to 1941 and encodes 646 amino acids. Gene Ontology annotation, molecular function: ATP binding; protein serine/threonine kinase activity. Gene Ontology annotation, biological process: regulation of MAPK cascade; intracellular signal transduction; protein phosphorylation. Gene Ontology annotation, cellular component: cytoplasm. Lineage: Eukaryota; Fungi; Basidiomycota; Tremellomycetes; Tremellales; Cryptococcaceae. The transcript has 9 exons. The record is from RefSeq and is a predicted model, not a curated record.